This is a messenger RNA of Rhinocladiella mackenziei CBS 650.93, 1515 nucleotides long. RefSeq lists its product as uncharacterized. Gene Ontology annotation, biological process: carbohydrate transport; transmembrane transport. Gene Ontology annotation, molecular function: carbohydrate:proton symporter activity. The transcript is spliced from 10 exons. The record is from RefSeq and is a predicted model, not a curated record. NCBI's taxonomy places the organism in Eukaryota, Fungi, Ascomycota, Eurotiomycetes, Chaetothyriales, Herpotrichiellaceae. The coding region runs from base 1 to 1515 and encodes 504 amino acids. Gene Ontology annotation, cellular component: membrane.
AUGGCGAACCCGCCCUCGGCUUGGUCCACGGUGACCCCUUUGCUCCUUUUCUCUUGCUUCUGCUUGCUCGUAGGCGACAUGCUCUUCGGAUAUGACACGGCGAGCUUUGGUGGAGUCCUCGCUAACCCUGGUUUUGUGAGGCAAUUCGGGGUGUACCAUGAGAACGCCCAGAAAUACGCCAUUGAUUCCCUUCACACUUCGCUCCUGUCCUCUCUUGCCUUUAUCGGCAAGUUCCUAGGGUGUUUCGUCGCCGGACCGGCCAUUGAGAAGUUUGGGCACCGCGCUGUGUUCUUCGCUCUCUCGGUUGUCUCUUUCAUAGGUAUUAUCAUUGAAAUCGCUGCUGCCGACACCGGUGUCGGGACCGGGCGUUUCGCGCAGUUCGUCGUUGGCCGGAUCAUUGUGUACAUUUCGGUUGGUCUUGUCGAAGUCGACGUGACCACGUACCAAUCUGAAAUUGUCCCGGCCCCUUUCCGCGGUCUCGUCGUCGUCUCCCUGCAACUCUUCCUCAACGCCGGAACUGUCAUUGCUACGGGAGUCAACAAGGCCUUCUCUACCAGAACUGACGCUCUGGGUUGGAAAGCAGUCACAGGCAUCCAAUUUAUCUUCCCCGUCCUGAUCAUCCUCUUCGUGUGGUUCAUCCCUUCCUCUCCUCGCUGGCUCCUGUCCAAGGACCGUGACGAGGACGCCAUCGCCGCCCUGCGCCGCCUUAGACCCAAGGGCGACGAUGCCGAUGUCAGGAGCAUGUACACAAAAGCUCCAUGGCUCGACCUCGUGCGCGGGAACAACCUCCGCCGAACGAUGAUUGUCGUCGUUUACUAUUUUUUCCAGCAGACUACGGGCCAGGCUUUCGUCUCCACCUACCAGACGGUAUUCUACAAGAUGAACGGAUAUGCGGCACAGGCAUUCACCUAUCCCGUCAUCAACAGCUGUCUCAGCUUCCUCUCUGUCAUCCCAGCCAUGUACUUGAUUGAUACGCUUGGUCGUCGAUACACCCUCAUGACCACUUUCUUUUUCCAGAGCACCUGGAUAUACCUGUUGGCUGGUCUUGGUGGGAUGGCAAACAAAACUUCCACGACCAAAAACGCGAUUGUGGCUGCAUUUAUGCUCUACUCGUUUAGUUACAACAUGGGUGGUGCCUCUAUUCCUUACCUUCUCGGCAGUGAGGUUCCCAACGCCGCUGUCCGGGAAAAGACGCAGGCGCUGGGGGCUGCGUGGAAUGUUGUCUGGGCUUUUGUGACCAACUUUGUCAUCCCAUACAUGAUCGACGACAUCCAUUUCGGGGUCGGAUGGGUGUUUGGUAGCAUCUCAGUCCUGGCGUUUGUGUUCACCCUCUUCUUUCUUCCAGAGACCAAGGGUCGCGCUCUCGAGGAGAUUGACGCCGUCUUUGCAGUCGCCUACAAUCCUUUCCGCGCCGUUGACGUCCGAUACAGUGACGCCGAGCUUCGUGUGGGCGAACUUGAAGGGGAGAAACAUAAGCCUGAGUCUAAUAGACUGGAGAGUCUAGAGAAGAGCUGA